Molecule: messenger RNA, 2910 nt
Organism: Scomber japonicus (chub mackerel)
Lineage: Eukaryota; Metazoa; Chordata; Actinopteri; Scombriformes; Scombridae
Gene: cdc27
Product: cell division cycle 27
Exons: 20
Coding region: 95-2611 (838 amino acids)
Biological process (GO): cell division
Molecular function (GO): protein binding
Source: RefSeq, a predicted model, not a curated record
GUUCCGGCAGAGUUCGGCUGCUAACGGUUGGUGUGUUCAAAUCUUCGGCUGCUCCUCCUGAAGAAAGAGCCGAACCGGACAGCGCGAGAGCGGGAUGACGGUGCUGCAGGAACCGGUCCAGGCUGCAGUGUGGCAGGCUCUGAACCACUACGCCUACCUGGAUGCUGUUUUCCUCGCUGAGAGACUCUAUGCUGAAGUGAGGUCAGAGGAGGCUCUCUACCUGUUGGCCACAUGUUAUUAUCGAUCAGGGAAGCCUUACAAGGCGUACCGGCUGCUGAAGGCUCACAGCUGCUCCACACCACAGGUUCGAUUCCUGUUGGCCAAGUGCUGCGUCGAACUCAGCAAGCUCGCUGAAGGAGAACAGGUUCUGAUUGGUGGAGUGCUGAACAAACAGAAGAGUCAGGAUGACAUCAUCACAGAGUUUGGAGACUCCGCCUCCUUCACGUUGUCGUUACUGGGACACAUUUACUGUAAGACAGACCGUGUCACUAAAGGUGCGGAGUGUUUCCAGAGAAGUUUAAAUCUCAACCCGUUCCUCUGGUCGCCUUUUCAAAACCUCUGUCACCUAGGAGAGAAACCAGAUCCAGAUCAGGUGUUCAGGUUGUCCUCUCUUCAGAACUCCUCGUUAGCCCCGCCCCCUCCUCCUGUAAGCCCCGCCCAGAACUCGUCACACCGCCUCGACACCGCCCUGAUGGAGACGCCGCAGGACACACUGGAGUUAAAUCGUUUGAAUCUAGAAUCAUCAAAUGGAAAGCUGACUUCUGAUUUGUCGGUUUCCUACAUCGACUCCUCCCUCAUCUCCUCGGAGACUGGCUCCCUAUUGGUCAGUUCGGUUUCCAUGGCGUCGGCCGGCUCCUUAUUGGCUAAACAGAACAAACCUAAGAGUGGGAGGAGCUUAUUGGGAGGACCUGCUGCACUUAGUCCGUUAACGCCCAGUUUUGGCAUCCUGCCCCUGGAGCCCAGCCCUGGAGACCCCACAUAUCUACAGAACUAUUCAGCUACCAUGGAAACGCAAUCUACUGCUCCCAGCAAGAAGUCUGUCUCCAGGAUCAGUCAGUCAAAGUCUGUCUUCAGUCAGAGUGGAAACAGCAGAGAUGUUCUCCCCAUCCCCUUCAACCAAUCACAGAGCUCCGCCCCUCACACCAGUGGCUCCCCUCAGGUCCUCAGCCCCAGCAUGUCUGGUCCUCCGAACGUUCAGCCCAGAAGAAGCUCCAGACUGUUUACUAGCGCCAGCUCUACUGCCAAGGAGAACAGUAAGAAGUUGAAGAUGAAGUUUCCGACUAAGAUCCCGAACAGGAAGACUAAAUGUAAAUCAGCGAAGACGUCGAACAGCAGCAACCUGAACGAGAGUCUGGACAUCCUGAGACUGGACCCGGGUCUGAGUCUGCCCGACACCAAGAUGCCCCAGUACCAGAGAGCUGCUGCAGACAGCGUGAUGGCGUUGCUACGGGAACUAGGACGAGGUUACCAGGCGCUGUGUUCGUAUAACUGCAGAGAAGCCAUCAACAUCCUGACCUCACUUCCUCCCCAGCACUACAACACCGGCUGGGUGCUCACUCACAUCGGCAGGGCCUACUUCGAACUGGCCGAGUACUCACAGGCGGAGCGGCUGUUCAGUGAGGUUCGGAGGAUCGAGUCGUACAGAGUGGAGGGGAUGGAGAUUUACUCCACCACACUGUGGCACCUGCAGAAAGAUGUCGCCCUGUCCGCCCUGUCCAAAGACCUGACUGACAUGGACAAGAACUGUCCUGAGGCCUGGUGUGUAGCAGGAAACUGUUUCAGCCUGCAGAGGGAGCAUGACAUCGCUAUCAAGUUCUUCCAGAGAGCCAUCCAGGUGGACCCGGGUUUUGCGUAUGCGUACACUCUGCUGGGUCACGAGUUUGUUCUGACGGAGGAGUUGGACCGAGCGCUCGCCUGCUUCCGUAACGCCAUCAGAGUCAACAACAGACACUACAACGCAUGGUACGGUAACCAUGGUAACCAAUGCACUGUACACAACAGACACUACAACGCAUGGUACGGUAACCAUGGUAACCAAUGCACUGUACACAACAGACACUACAAUGCAUGGUACGGUCUGGGGAUGAUUUACUACAAACAGGAGAAGUUCAACUUAGCAGAAAUCCACUUCAAGAAAGCUCUGAGCAUCAACCCUCAGAGCUCUGUGCUGCUCUGUCACAUCGGAGUGGUGCAGCAUGCGUUGAAGAAGUCAGAUGCAGCUUUAGAGACUCUGAACAGAGCGAUCGGGAUCGACCCUAAAAAUCCGCUCUGCAAGUUCCACCGAGCCUCCAUCCUGUUCGCCAACGACAAAUACAAGGCGGCUCUUCAGGAGUUGGAGGAGUUGAAGCAGAUUGUUCCCAAAGAGUCUCUGGUUUACUUCCUCAUAGGAAAGGUGUAUAAGAAGCUGGGGCAGACUCACCUGGCUCUGAUGAACUUCAGCUGGGCCAUGGACCUGGAUCCUAAAGGAGCCAACAACCAGAUCAAAGAAGCCAUCGAUAAGCGAUACCUGCCUGAGGAUGAAGCCGUGGACGUGGACAGUCAGGACAGCAGUAUUAUGACCGACGCCGACGACACGCAGCUCCACACGGCCGAGAGCGACGAUGUUCUUUAACCUGCCAAUCAUCUGACCCCGCCCCUGGAGGAGUACUGUUGCUAGGCAACAUUUUGACAGACAGAUCUUUGGUUGAGCUCCGCCCCCAGCCUUCCUCCCUUUUAUCUGAUUGGCUGAAACAGACUGCUGCUGUCCUAAGGCCCGCCCCCUGUCCUCCUCUUCCUCGUAUGUCAUCGAGCUCGUCCUGUGACAUCACAGCUUGUCCUGUGACAUCACAGCUCGUCCUCUGACAUCAUCACAGCUGUUUUUUAUGUUCUUUUUAUCAUCGUUAUGGAAUAAAUCAAUAAAAACAUGUAAAC